Molecule: messenger RNA, 2481 nt
Organism: Penicillium alfredii
Lineage: Eukaryota; Fungi; Ascomycota; Eurotiomycetes; Eurotiales; Aspergillaceae
Gene: grc3
Exons: 4
Coding region: 1-2481 (826 amino acids)
Biological process (GO): cleavage in ITS2 between 5.8S rRNA and LSU-rRNA of tricistronic rRNA transcript (SSU-rRNA, 5.8S rRNA, LSU-rRNA)
Cellular component (GO): nucleus
Molecular function (GO): polynucleotide 5'-hydroxyl-kinase activity
Source: RefSeq, a predicted model, not a curated record
AUGGGAAUGAUGAAGCGAAAGGCUGAAAAGCAAGCUGCUGCCCCUGUCAGCGCUGUCGCGGCGCGCAAAGCUCGGCAACAACAAGCGCAGACGGUGACCGCGCCGAAAAAUGCUCCGGCAGUUGAGCCGGCCGGCGAACCGCCGUCGAAAAAGCCGCGACGGUCUCUAGAGGGAUACGAGACGGCCGAAACGAACGGCGAAGGCCGCCGUGUCCCGCAAACCCCGGCAGCAAAGAAGCAAAAUAAUGAGCCAUUGCUGGCGGGGACAGCGACGAAGCGACAAACGAGAACCGCACGGUCCAGUAAACCUGAGACGCAAUCUCGAGUACAGGAUAUCUGCGAAAACCCCGAGGACGAAGAGUCGGAAGUGUACACUGCUGAAGGCGUGGGUGAGAUGAACGAGGAUGAUGUCGCAUCAAUUGCUGGAGAUGCGGAUGGCUAUGAAUCACCCGCGGAGCCAGCGAUAGAGCUUCAGAACUUUCCUCUGUCUAAAAUCCGGCUGAGCAAGAGUAAUAUUGUCUACAGUGAUGAUAGUACUCUUUGCAUCCGCAUCAAAGAAAAGACGAACCUCGCGGUGCUGGGCCAAUACGAUCUCUGGGUCAAAAAGGGCCUUGUUAGUUUGAUGGGAGCCAAAUUGCACCCAUCGUCCCGGUUGUUUAGGGUGUAUGCGCCAUCGACCCACUCUCUGCCGGUUAUCAAAUGCGUCUCUGGUGUGGAUGGCGAGGCAGAAAUCGAGUUGAAGUCCUGCAGCAGUGGUAUUUCACGUCUUCGAGACCUCAACCUGUUGUAUCAGAAGGUUUGGAAUGGUGGAAACACCGCUGCCGAUAAAAUCUCUCUGAAGGGGGCUCUCAAGAACUCUCGGCGGACGUUCUCGGUGCUCUAUACAUCGGCAGAUGACACCUUGAAGAGACACCUUCGGCCGCUCCAUCUCGACAAGAAAUGGAGUUCCUCGAUGAAAGCCCUAUCAAUGCGGCAAGGACGACUUCGAGCUCUGGUCUGCGGCCCCAAAGCCUCUGGGAAAUCUACGUUCAGUCGCUAUCUGCUCAACCAUGUUCUCAGUCCGGCUCCCGAGACGGAAAAUGGGUACACUAACGCCGACGGCGUCGCUUUCCUGGACCUGGAUCCAGGGCAACCAGAGUUUGCUCCUAUGGGCCAGGUAUACCUGGCCCAUCUACGCUCUCCCUUUUUCGGGCCACCAUUCACGCAUCCAUCCCUGGAUGAUUCGCCCGAUGGCGAAAUGGUGCGAGCCCACCAUAUUGGUGCGACCUCGCCAAAGGAAGACCCUGAUCACUAUGCCCUAGCCACUAUGGACCUAAUGGACCAAUAUCGCGCGCUGCUGGCGAGGUAUCCUCAGUGCCCGUUGAUUGUCAAUUAUCCAGGCUGGAUCUUCGGGCAGGGGUUAGAGGUGGCUACGUGGCUGGUGAAAUGCCUCGGUCUAUCCGAUGUGGUUUAUAUGAGCGAGAAGGGCCCUGCAGAGGUCGUGGAACCGCUAGGCCUCGCAGCCCAUGAAGCUGGAGUCACCAUGACAAUCCUGCCGUCACAGCCCACCGAUUUUGUGAGCCGGUCGAGUGCUCAAUUGCGUUCGAUGCAAAUACAGUCGUAUUUCCACAUGUCGCGUCCGACAGGUCUCAGCACCCCUCUCUGGCUGGAGACGCCUCUGUCUCUUUCAAGACCAAUUACGGUGGACUAUGCCGGUGCGCGACAGGGCAUUUUGGGGAUCAUGGUGAUGGGUUCCCAGAUCAAUCUCGACCUCCUACGAGAAGUUCUCGAGGGGGCUAUUGUUGGAGUAGUCGCUGUAGAGUCACCUCAUGUGAUUGCAGGCGCAGUAUCAAAUGGGGCCUCCGGAGGCGAUGACGAAGAAAAUGAGCCUGUCUCAGGCGUGGACGUUGACAUGAACUUGGAUGAGCGAGCAAUAGCUGGAUCUAGCACCAUGUCUAUUGCCGACAGCGUUACCCGGACACCACACGAAGAUCUGCCCUACCUCUUCAUCGGAUCCGGGAGCUGCACGCCACUGGACCCCAAAGCAUCCCACUGUCUUGGUCUAGCUCUCAUUCGCUCAGUGAACCCCAGCUCGCACCAGCUUGAACUCUCCACGCCUAUUCCCCAUUCGCAGCUGAGCGAGUCUCUCAAGAGCGGUUAUGGUAUCGUGCUGGUCCGCGGCCAGUUGGAUAACCCGAACUGGGCCAUCAGUGAAGAAUAUCACGCCGCCCGCGCUGCGGAGAGGCGCUAUCAGCAGUCUGUAACCCAGACGAGGAAGGGCGGAGAUGCGGGUAGCGAAAAGAAAGGCGGCGAUCUUGAACAGCACAACCAGACUCUUGCACUCCUGCGGGAGAGAGUCCGGCGGGCGAGUAGCGUGCCGUGGAUGACGGUCGUCGAAGACAACAGUCGUCGACAGCGUGAGGCUGCGGCGCGGCGCGAGAAGUCGCUGUGGAAGCUCAGGAAGAAGGCCUACCCCGGCAGCGAGAGCGAGACGGAUUGUUAG